This is a messenger RNA of Otolemur garnettii (small-eared galago), 1085 nucleotides long. RefSeq names its product sarcoglycan beta (gene SGCB). Gene Ontology annotation, biological process: muscle organ development. The transcript is spliced from 5 exons. Gene Ontology annotation, cellular component: sarcoglycan complex; sarcolemma. NCBI's taxonomy places the organism in Eukaryota, Metazoa, Chordata, Mammalia, Primates, Galagidae. The coding region runs from base 1 to 828 and encodes 275 amino acids. The record is from RefSeq and is a predicted model, not a curated record.
AUGCAGAGACUACCAUUUAAACAGAGAAUAAAGAACAGGAUUUGUAUCCCACUGUCUAAGAACAUUAAUGACCUGCUCCUGCUUUUCCAGCUCUAUGCUGUCUGCAUCACCAGGAUAACACUUGUUAUCUGGGCUGUGAUCCGCAUCGGACCCAACGGCUGUGACAGCAUGGAAUUUCACGAGAGUGGCCUGCUUCGGUUUAAGCAGGUGUCUGACAUGGGCGUCAUACACCCUCUUUAUAAGAGCACCGUAGGAGGAAGGCGAAAUGAAAAUUUGGUCAUCACUGGCAACAACCAGCCUAUUGUUUUUCAGCAAGGGACAACAAAACUCAGUGUAGAAAAGAACAAAACCUCUAUUACCAGUGACAUUGGUAUGCAGUUUUUUGACCCAAGAACUCAAAAUAUCUUGUUCAGCACAGACUAUGAAACUCAUGAGUUUCAUUUGCCAAAGGGAGUGAAAAGUUUGAAUGUUCAGAAAGCGUCUACGGAAAGGAUUACCAGCAAUGCUACCAGUGAUUUAAAUAUAAAAGUUGAUGGGCGUGCUAUUGUGCGUGGAAAUGAAGGAGUAUUCAUCAUGGGCAAAACCAUUGAAUUUCACAUGGGUGGUGAUAUGGAGUUAAAGGCUGAAAACAGUAUCAUCCUGAAUGGGACUGUGAUGGUCAGCCCAACCCGCCUGCCCAGUUCCUCCAGUGGAGACCAGCUGGGUCCCGUGGACUGGGUGCGUUACAAGCUCUGCAUGUGUGCCGAUGGGACUCUCUUCAGAGUGCAAGUGACCAGCCAAAACAUGGGCUGUCAGGUCUCCGACAACCCCUGUGGAAACACUCACUAGAGGAACCCUAGAGGUCAUCAACAUGCUCAUAUCUGGACCUUUUUAAGAGUGUGCAUGUGAAUCACUGAUUUUACAGAGUUUGUGAUAACUCAUUUUAAUUAUUUUAACGGCAGAGCACUACUGUAUCUGUUAAUGUGGUCUCCGUAUUUAAAACGUUCUCAGAGAGCCUAAGUUCUAACACCUUCUAACACCGAUCUUCAAGUUAUUAUUCUCUAAAAUAAUUGUGAGAAGUAAAUAACAUCAAAAUUAAUCUUUAA